This is a messenger RNA of Alligator mississippiensis (American alligator), 661 nucleotides long. It is a transcript of the gene SPMIP3, whose product is annotated as sperm microtubule inner protein 3. The coding region runs from base 159 to 575 and encodes 138 amino acids. Lineage: Eukaryota; Metazoa; Chordata; Crocodylia; Alligatoridae. The record is from RefSeq and is a predicted model, not a curated record. The transcript has 6 exons.
GAAAAAAAUCCUAUUAGGUUACAAUCAAGCUUGAAACCACCAGCAGCAGCAGUCUUCACUGACUGAACCAUUAGGCAGGGAUUCACAUAGAUUUCCAUGUGCAAGCGUGAGUAGUUGAAAAGGGUUACUAUGUCUGGCUCAGCCUCCGCUAUCAAACUAUGUCAGUUUGUAGAUCCUGCACCAAUCCUACCUCCAGGCACGGCUACACGGCUAUUCGUCAAGGAAAGGAUGUUCAAGGGUUUUAUCCUGGGCAACUAGGACGGGUACACAAGAUGCAUAUGCCUGAAAUGUCUCUAGGACCUUUUAAAGCACUGCAUCCAGCUCCAGUAGAGCAUGAAGUUGAAACUCAGUCCCAUCAUGACUUUGACAAUUUAACUCUUAAGCGGUACAUCCAUUUUCAAAGGACAAUGAAGAAGAAAGGCAGUGACUGGUAUAACCAAACAACAUACAAAGAAGCAUUUGAGUUGCCAUUUUAUGAUAUGGGUUGUGCUAUGGAUAAACAUACGCCAGAGACUGAUCCUAGACCACUUUUCAACUUGGAGAAGUGCUGCCAGUGCAAGACCCCAAGUUUUUAAAUCCACACUCAAAAAUUGGAAUAAGAAAAACAUUUCAACUGAACUUUAAAAAUAAAAAUGGUGCUUUGAAGUUAGCCACCCAUGCA